AUGCAGAUUAUUCGUCUCUUUCGGAGAAUUCGCAGCCUUGCUGCAAGGAAACCCAAGGAACCGAAGAAGACGAAGCAAAAGACCCUGGGAGUAUGGCUAUCCCUCAAUGAAUCACUGACUGUUUUCGACGAAGAUACUCGCUUCUGGUGGGAAACGACCGGGCCCAUCCUUGCGCGCAUGAUGGAAUUAAUUGGGUACGAUCAAGAUACACAGCAUAAACAUUUGCUGUUUUACUACAUGUAUAUUCUACCAGCUCUUGGUAGAAGACCCUCACUCGAAGGCCACCCAAACGGAUGGGAAAGCUUCAUGACGGAUGACUGCUCCCCUCUUGAAUUGAGUUGGGAAUGGGGAAUGUCAGCCGGGGAGUCACGCGUUCGCUUCUCCAUAGAGCCAAUCGGAAAACAUGCGGGUAACUCAGCCGACCCGCUGAAUGAGAAGAUGGUAUUCCAACUUAUAGAUACGCUCCGGCCAGCGUUCCACAAGAGUCUGGACCUGACCAUUUUCGACGCGUUCUCUGAGGCUCUCACCACAACCUACAAAAAGCUCGACACAAAACACAUUUCGGUAAACGGGCGAUCGCAGCACUUUGUUGCUUUCGAUCUCGAUGUCGGAACUCCCUCCUUGAAGGCCUACUUUAUCCCUGGCCUGAAGGCAGUCGAGACAGAUACGCCGGUUCCCGAACUGGUGGUCCAAGCAAUCGACUCAUGCAAGGCGCAUCUUGGACCCGUUUUCAUGAACAACUUUCGCAGGUUCAACUCCGACCUGACGACAUUCUCCAAAACCAGUCCAAGUCGUCCCCAGAUCGAAAUCAUUGGCAUCGACUGUGUCGUCCCUGUCAAGUCACGAGUCAAGAUCUACGUCCGUCACAGAGAAACAUCUUUCGACAGCGUAUGUCGAAUGCUUUCACUGGGUGCCAGUAAGCCUCUCAACCCCACUUCAUUAGCUAGCUUGCGCGAAUUGUGGUCUUUGGUCCUUGGUCUGCCAGAAUACUUUUCCUCGGACCAAGAAUUGCCGAACGUCCCACACCGGACCUCGGGUAUCCUCUACUACUUCGAGAUCAAACCGGUGUCACACGAUAUAGUUCCAAAAGUGUAUAUUCCUGUCCGUCAUUAUGCCAAAAACGAUCUCUCCAUUGCCCAGGGGUUGGCCACGUACUUUGAGCGUCGCGGACAGUCGGCGAUGGCGGAUAAAUACGUCCAAGCACUUUCGGAUAUCUUUUCACAUAGAUCUCUCGACUCUGAACUUGGUCUGCAUACCUAUAUCACAUGCUCGUUCAAGAAGACAGGGCUGUCUGUGACGUCGUACUUCAACCCGGAGAUGUACCAUCCAAAUCGGUACAUCUCAUGA
This is a messenger RNA of Bipolaris zeicola 26-R-13, 1347 nucleotides long. RefSeq lists its product as uncharacterized. Bases 1 to 1347 code for a protein of 448 amino acids. The record is from RefSeq and is a predicted model, not a curated record. The transcript is spliced from 2 exons. NCBI's taxonomy places the organism in Eukaryota, Fungi, Ascomycota, Dothideomycetes, Pleosporales, Pleosporaceae. Gene Ontology annotation, molecular function: transferase activity, transferring alkyl or aryl (other than methyl) groups. Gene Ontology annotation, biological process: alkaloid metabolic process.